Leptosia nina is the source of this 603-nucleotide messenger RNA. The record is from the annotation of a GenBank genome assembly. Lineage: Eukaryota; Metazoa; Arthropoda; Insecta; Lepidoptera; Pieridae.
AUGUUCGACGAGACGGCGAAGUUCCUAGUGAAACCGGUCAGUCGAGCUGACCGCGCGCUGUGCCCGCUGGAUGCUCGAGCGGAGCGGAGCGGACCCCGGCGGUGGAAAGUGGCCGCGCCACGUGCACCAUUCCAUACGCUCACACGACGUGACGGUUUCGUGCACCGCACCACGCAGAAGUCCAGUGUCGCCGCCGUUCCUGUCGCGUUGCAUUCUCAUUCGAGAUGCGCUACAUUAUUCAUUAGAGCGUGUGUGGAAAGUUUCGUAUUUUCGAAUAUUAAGAAGUGGGUCAAGGUCCGACGCUUUUUUGUAGCUGAACCGAUGUCAGAUCAAAUCCAACCUCGCGUCUGUUUAAUUGCCCGUUUGCUAUCGCGGGCGAGCUCUGCCCAGAGACAGAUAGCGCUAUCGGCCCAUGUCGAAGGCGAUGACAUCACGCGUUCCCGGCUCCCCUUAGCCUUCAGGGGUCUGAAACGGAACGGCGACGACGCCGCGAAAGCGUUUGAGGGCGCGGCGCCGGGCGCACCACCUGUCGAGGACCGCAACAGGUCGUCCGGCCACGCGGCUUUCUCUACUCUCGACCGAGAUUCGAGAUAUGGAGACUAA